Messenger RNA from Myotis lucifugus (little brown bat), 4809 nucleotides. It is a transcript of the gene TSPOAP1, whose product is annotated as TSPO associated protein 1. Gene Ontology annotation, molecular function: protein binding. The coding region runs from base 412 to 4809 and encodes 1465 amino acids. The record is from RefSeq and is a predicted model, not a curated record. Gene Ontology annotation, biological process: neuromuscular synaptic transmission. The transcript is spliced from 27 exons. Gene Ontology annotation, cellular component: mitochondrion. NCBI's taxonomy places the organism in Eukaryota, Metazoa, Chordata, Mammalia, Chiroptera, Vespertilionidae.
CGGUACACGGGGCAGCGUCCGCCCCGGCUCCAGGCUACUCCCCAGGAGGAUGUGGAAAACCCACCCGUGGUCCUAGGGGAGCCAGAGAAACAGCAGAGGGUGCAGCAGCUGGAGUCAGAGCUUAGCAAGAAGCGGAAGAAAUGCCAGAGCCUGGAGCAGGAAGCCCGAAAAAAGCAGAGGCGAUGUGAGGAGCUGGAAUUGCAGCUGAGAGAAGCCCAGAAUGAGAAUGCCCGCCUCGUGGAUGAGAACUCCCGGCUCAGUGGGAGAGCCACGGAGAAGGACCAGGUGGAGUGGGAGAAUGCAGAGCUGAGGGACCAGCUCCUGGGGGUGACACAGGAGAGGGACUUGGCCCUUCGCAAGAGCCAGGGCCUGCAGAGCAAGCUGGAGAGCCUGGAGCAGGUGCUGAAGCACAUGCGGGAGGUGGCCCAGCGGCGGCAGCAGCUGGAGGUGGAGCAUGAGCAGGCUCAGCUCAGCCUUCAGGAGAAGCAGGAGGAGGUCCGGAGGCUGCAGCAGGCCCAGGCAGAAGCUAAGAGGGAACAUGAAGGGGCCGUGCAGCUGCUGGAGUCUACCCUGGAUUCCAUGCAGGUCCGGGUUCGAGAGCUCGAGGAGCAGUGCCGCAGCCAAACAGAACGCUUCAGCCUCUUGGCACAGGAACUCCAGGCCUUCCGCCUGCACCCUGGCCCCUUGGAUCUGCUCACCUCAGCCCUGGGCUGCAGUACCCUUGGGGAUCGCCCACCACCCCCCUGCUGCUGCUCCAACCCCCAGCCCUGCCGGGGAUCCGGCCCCAAAGACUCUGACCUCCUGCCGGGCUCCCCAGGACGCUGCACCCCAAAGUCUUCUGAGCCUGCCCCUGCCACCCUUCCCGGGGUUCCUCGAAGGACAGCCAAGAAGGCAGAGUCUCUCUCCAACUCCUCUCACUCUGAGUCCAUCCACAACAGCCCAAAGUCAUGCCCUACGCCUGAGGUGGACACAGCUAGUGAGGUGGAGGAGCUGGAGGCAGACACCGUCUCCCUGCUCCCAGCAGCGCCAGAGGGCAGCCGGGGAGGAGCCAGGAUCCAGGUCUUCCUAGCACGCUAUAGCUACAACCCCUUCGAGGGCCCUAAUGAGAAUCCAGAGGCAGAACUUCCACUUACUGCUGGCGAGUAUAUCUACAUCUAUGGCAACAUGGAUGAGGAUGGCUUUUUUGAAGGGGAGCUCAUGGAUGGCCGAAGGGGCCUGGUUCCUUCCAAUUUUGUAGAGCGCGUGUCCGAUGACGACCUCCUGACCUCCCUCCCUUCGGAGCUGGCCGAUUUGUCCCACAGUUCAGGCCCUGAACUUAGUUUCCUGAGCGGUGGUGGAGGUGGCAGCAGUAGCGGGGGCCAGAGUGUCGGGGGACGCAGCCAGCCCAGAUCAGAGGAGGAGACUGCAGGGGAUGAGCUCAGUCUGAGCCCCUCACCCGAAGGCCUGGGCGAGCCCCAUGCUGUGCCUUACCCCCGCCAUCUGGCUGUCCUCAAGCAGCUGGCCCACAGCGUGGUGCUGGCCUGGGAGCCGCCUCCUGAGCGAGUGGAGCUGCAUGGCUACCAGAUCUGCGUGAAUGGGGAGCUGCGUCAGGCCCUGGGACCUGGGGCGCCCCCCAAGGCUGUGCUUGAAAACCUGGACCUGCGGGCCGGGCCGCUCCGUGUUUCCGUGCAGGCCCUGACCAGCCGGGGCAGCUCUGACCCUCUGCGCUGUUGCUUGGCCAUGGGUGCCAGGGCCGGGGUGGUACCUAGCCAGCUACGCGUCCAUCGACUGACAGCCACUUCUGCUGAGAUCACCUGGGUGCCCGGCAAUAGCAACUUGGCUCAUGCCAUCUACCUCAACGGGGAAGAAUGCCCCCCUGCCCGCCCCAGCACCUACUGGGCCACCUUCUGCAACCUGCGGCCUGGCACACUCUAUCAGGCCCGCGUGGAGGCUCAGCUCCUACCUGGAGGAUCCUGGGAACCAGGCUGGGAGAGGCCGGAGCAGCGGACUGCCACCCUGCAGUUCACGACACUCCCAGCAGGCCCACCCGAUGCCCCCCUGGAUGUGCAGAUUGAGCCGGGGCCCUCUUCUGGAAUCUUGAUCAUCAGCUGGCUCCCCGUGACCAUAGAUGCUGCUGGGACCUCCAAUGGCGUCCGCGUCACAGGCUAUGCCAUUUAUGCCGAUGGGCAGAAGAUCAUGGAGGUGACCUCGCCCACAGCGGGCAGCGUGCUGGUGGAGUUGUCCCAGCUGCAGCUGCUGCAGGUGUGCAGUGAGGUGGCCGUGCGCACCAUGUCGCCCCAUGGCGAGUCGGCCGACUCCCUUCCAGCUCCCGUGGGCCCGGCCCUGGCUGCGGCCUGCCUGCCGGCCAGGGUCUCCUGCCCCUCACCACGGCCAGGCUCGGAGGCCAGGCCGCCCCUUGCUCCAGCCUCUCCAGCUCCCGGAGACCCCAGCUCUCCCCUCCGAUACCCCGAGCCCCAUGGAACUAGAGAGCCCCAUGGAGUUCCCGCAGCAAGCCCUCCCGGAGAGACAAGAGGAUCCCAAGAGGAGCCCACAGCACCUUGCUCCCAGGAGGAGGCCGGGGCAGCUGUGCUGGGCACCUCAGAUGACAGGAGGGCCAGAGAGCCAGCCGUGGGGGAGAGAGCUCCUGGCCCUGCAGCUUCCUCACUGGCCCGGGACGAGGCUGAGGGGACCGCGGGAGAGGCCUGCCUGGCACCCUGCUCCACGGAGGGGGCACCGGUCCCGAAGGUGCCCUGUGCUGAGGCCAGCCUUGGAGGAGACACAGGGGCUGGGCUGAGGCCCAGGGCUGAGAAGGAGGACAUGGCAGAGCUCGGGGUGCGUCUGGUGAACUCCCUUGGGGACCAUGGUCGAAACUCAGAUCUGUCAGACAUCCAAGAGGAGGAGGAAGAAGAGGAGGAAGAGGCGCUGGGUUCCAGGGCCUGCUCUUUCCAGAAGCAGGUUGCUGGCAUCAGUGUCAGGGAGAAUGGGCCCAAGCCCCAGCCCCAGCCCCAGCCCCAGCCUGAGCCCUUCUCUGAGACUGACAGUGACGAGGAGAUCUUGGAGCAGAUCCUGGAGCUGCCCCUCCAGCAGUUCUGCAGCAAGAAGCUUUUUAGCAUCCCGGAGGAGGAGGAGGAGGAGGAGGAGGAGGAGGAGGAGGAGGAGGAGCAGCAGCAGCAGCCUGGGGCAGGCUCUUCUUCCCGGGACCGCAGCCCGCAGGAGCCUGCAUUGCUGGAGCUGGGCGGUGACAGUCGUCCUCAAAGACCUGGACCAUGUCCCUUGUCUCCUGAGCCCUGCAGUGCCGGGGACCACCUGGAGGACAUGGCAGGACUAGCUGGUGGAAGCAGCUGGGGGCGAGGAAGUGGCUCUACCGAGAAGCCCCCAAACCGCAAGCGGUCCCCAGAUCCCCGUGAACACUGCAGCCGCCUUCUCAGCAACGGCGGGACCCAGGCUGCUGGACGACCCGGCCCCACACGGGAGAGGGGUGGCCCACCUGUGGGCGAGGGCGCCAGGGGUGGACCGGAGGCUGGUGGGAGAGGGCGGCCAGCCCCUUCCCAGAGGUACCCUCAUGGCCGGACGCCAGAAUCUAUCCUGACUAGCUGCCUCUCCCCCAAGUGCUUGGAAAUCAGCAUCGAAUAUGAUUCUGAGGAUGAGCAGGAGGCAGGCGGCGGGGGUGUCAGCAUCACCAGCUCCUGCCACUUCAGAGACGGGGAGGCCUGGGGCACAGCGCCCAUAGGAAGGUCCAGGGGAGCUCUGAAGGCCAAUUCAGGCCCCAGCCCCUACCCACGCCUCCCGGCCUGGGAGAGAGGGGAGCCAGAGCGGAGAGGCUGCAGUGCGACUGGCAGAGCCAAGGAGCCAGCCUCCCGGGCAACGGAGAUCGGAGAGCCCAGAGGGCAGGACGGGUCUGGGCAGAGGGGCCCCCUUCGGAGAGGGGCCCGAGUCCCCAGGCCAGACGCCACUGAGCUGGCCCCUCCGAGGAGCCGCCCGGAAGAAGUGCUGGCUCACCAGGACCUACCUGUCAGGGUCUUUGUGGCUCUGUUUGACUACGACCCUGUGUCAAUGUCACCCAACCCUGAUGCUGGGGAAGAGGAGCUCCCCUUCCGGGAAGGCCAGAUCCUGAAGGUGUUUGGGGACAAGGACGCUGAUGGCUUCUACCGGGGUGAAGGUGGAGGCCGGAGGGGCUACAUCCCCUGCAACAUGGUGGCUGAGGUGGCUGUGGACACUCCUGCAGGGAGACAGCAGCUGUUUCAGCAGGGUUAUUUGUCCCCGCGGGUUCUCGUUGAGGGCUCAGCUCGAACAACUGGGCCUCCCCCCAAGCCCCGCCGCUCCAAGAAAGCUGAGUCAGAAGGUCCUGCGCAGCACGGUGCAGGCCCCCCCGAGCCGGUCUCCUCUGCCAGCCUGAGAGCCCCCCGCUGCAUGGUGGCUGCGUUUGACUACAACCCUCGGGAGAGCUCCCCCAACAUGGAUGUGGAGGCAGAGCUGCCCUUCCGAGCAGGGGACAUCAUUACUGUGUUCGGGGGCAUGGACGAUGAUGGCUUCUACUAUGGGGAACUAAAUGGACAGAGGGGCCUGGUUCCGUCCAAUUUCUUGGAGGGCCCUGGGCCUGAGGCGGGCAGCUCCCACAGGGAGCCUGGGACACCCCCGGCUGAGAGUCAGGACUGGGCUGGCUCAACACAAGUGCCCCCGGGGCCUCCAGGUGGGCCCUGUGCCCCUGGCCCUGGCCGCCUUCCCAGGAUUGAACUGGGGGGGCCACAGGGCACAAGCGAGAAGGUGCGGGACCUCUUCUCCAAGGGGAAGCAGCUCCUCAGGAAACUGGGCUCUGGGAAGAAGGUGUGA